Messenger RNA from Cylicocyclus nassatus, 398 nucleotides. Lineage: Eukaryota; Metazoa; Nematoda; Chromadorea; Rhabditida; Strongylidae. The record is from the annotation of a GenBank genome assembly.
AUGAAUGAGAAGACGGUCACCGAAUGGUGGAAACCGGUGCGAAAGGUCAAAAGUCUUGGUGCAAAUAACUAUUUUCGUUCCAAACACAAAAGGACUGCCAUAAGAUCAUAUACCCUGAUGGGCUGGGCCUCGACUAGGGAAAUGGGCUGCUCUAUCGCUAAGUGUGGCGAGGACUGGGUGGAAGCGUGCCGUUAUUAUCCGCCCGGGAACAAAGUUAACACUAAGAUGUACGAAACUGGCACGCCAUGCUCUGGAUGUAAUAAACUUGAGCCAUGCGAUACUGGUCUAGGAUUGUGUGGAUCAGAAGAGUGAUUGUGUUCGGUGAUCAAUCUGAGGGCCUAGUUGGGUUUUUAGGCAUUCUUUUCUAUAAUUCUUUUCUAAAAUAAAUCUUAUACGGC